Hyla sarda is the source of this 2571-nucleotide messenger RNA. RefSeq names its product gastrula zinc finger protein XlCGF48.2-like. Gene Ontology annotation, molecular function: RNA polymerase II cis-regulatory region sequence-specific DNA binding; DNA-binding transcription factor activity, RNA polymerase II-specific. Gene Ontology annotation, biological process: regulation of transcription by RNA polymerase II. Bases 272 to 1921 code for a protein of 549 amino acids. The transcript is spliced from 11 exons. The record is from RefSeq and is a predicted model, not a curated record. Lineage: Eukaryota; Metazoa; Chordata; Amphibia; Anura; Hylidae.
GAGACACUCAGCCUAAGUGGCCAGGUUCUGCGGCUGUAUUCUCAGACGUUCUAGUCUAUGCUUAAGUGGGCUUCAACAAAAUGUCUCCUGUAGUGCGGACAGGAAGGGAUCACGUGAUUUUCCUCUUCCGGGGACACUGGGCGAUGAGACGCGGCUCUGGCAGUGAGAGCAGUCCUCCGACAUACACCGCCCUGGAGGACCAGACAACCCCGCUGUCACAGAUUUGUCCAGCUGAAGACCACACUCCUCCUCACAGGCAUUAACCCUAAAGAUGAAGCUGUCCCCUCUAGAUGACUUGACUAAAUCGCUCAGCAUGGACAAGGCCAGGAAUCACUUGAUCGAAAAGAUAAUGCAUAUAACCUUAGAUAUCCUAUACCUGCUGACUGGAGAGGAUUACAUUGUCUUGAAGAUGUCUGGUGGACGAGUGACGCACAGCAGCAGCCCCAUUGUAUCAGGAGGCUUCUGUAGGAAUCAGAGCUCAAACAUAGAUCCCCAAGUAAACCCAAUGAGAGAAGAGAGAAAAAAUGAUGAGAAGAUCCUGGAACUCACCAACACGAUUGCCCAGCUGCUGACUGAAGAGGUUCCUAUAAGGUGUCAGGACGUCACUGUCUAUUUCUCCAUGGAGGAGUGUGAUGAUUUAGAAAAAAGCAAUGCUCCAACAAAAGAUGGAAUGUCUGAAGAAAAGAAGCACAUUGCUUUUACUGAUGGAUCCAAGAACAAAGAACUUAUCAAAAACUUUACUCCUGCAAAUUCAGAGGACGAGGUCUUGAGUAAGAUCCCAAGAAGCACAUUAGGAACCCAAACUUUGACUGUCAAGGAAGAGGAGAAUUUUGAUAUGGUUGAUGAAGAGGCAAUUCCUAAACAUAGUUCAUAUAGUACAGGAACUUCCAGUAACAGAAGUACACCAGAGAAACAUCACUGUCCUCCUUCACCUGAGGAUUCCUUAGAAGAUGAUGGCAAUAUCAUGCAGGAUGAGCAGUGGGAGGAUUUUGAUGAUCUUAAAAUUGAAACAAAAUCCCUUGAGGAUGAAGAAAAGAUAAGCAAGUGGAAUGAUGUGCCAUCUAAGGAAGAGUGCAUUUCCAAAAAAUGGAAAAGAGGAUGGUUGUGUAAGAAGUCUGUAACAGAGGAAUUUAAGAAACCCUAUCAGCAGCAAAAUGAAAUAGACAGAGGUCCUGAAGAGAGACGUGACCUGCCACACAGAGCAAAAUGCUUGCUUCCAUCUGUGAUUGAAGUAGAUGAAGAGGAGAUUGGAAGCCUGCAGCGAACAGCAGAGUGGGAGAUUCAUGAAGAUGGGUCAACACAUCUCAUGACAUCUGGAGGAAUACUGGAUACUACAAGAAAAUACAGCUUAGCAUCUAGAAUAACACCUGACCCUAAAACUGCUCACCCUGCUGUACACCUUGAGAGUCCUCAGAAAGUCCACAGCAUCCCUACUGAAUGUGGAAAGAGCUUCACCACUUCUUUACAACUCGGCCCACACAUUAAAGUCCACACCGAGGAGAAGCUGUUUGCUUGUUCAGAAUGUGGGAAGUGUUUUACGGUUAAGUCAAAUCUGCUGGCACACAAGGCCAUUCAUAUGGGGGAGAAACCUUUUGCCUGUGCUGACUGUGGCAGGCGAUUUACAUUGAAAUCCUCUCUCGAUACGCACAUGUCUGUUCAUGCUCUUGAGAAGCCGUAUGCAUGCUCAAUAUGUGGAAAGUGUUUCACCUCAAAAGCCCGCCUUGCCUUCCAUCAGACUACACACAUAGGAGAAAAAACAUAUGAAUGUGAUGAAUGCGGGAAAGUGUUCACUGCUAGUGGCAGUCUUAACCGGCACAAAAGAACGCACACUGGGGAAAAACCAUAUGCCUGCAGAAUUUGUGGAAAGUGCUUCAACAGGGAAACCAACUUGUAUAGACACCAAAUCAUUCACACAAGAUGAUGAUGAUGAUGGCGUUUUCUGGCUUCUAAUAAAAUACCCCUCACUACCAAUAGAGAGGUCGGCUGUAAACUCCACAAGCUCCCUGUACUUUCCUUCUGGAUUGGGGGAUGCUGCCCAUUCACCGAGACAUUUCCACCUCUUCACAUAUAUGACAUUCUUGCUCAUUUGGUUUCAAGACACUGUACUCCAGCACCUAAUGCUCAUUUGGGAAGAAUAAUUUUAUUAACCCCUUAACGACGCAGGACGUAAAUGUCCGUCCUGGUGAUGUGGUACUUAACGCACCAGGACGUACAUUUACGUCCUGAGCAUAACCGCAGGCAUCGGAGCGAUGCCGGCAUCAUGCGCGGCAGGUCCCGGCUGUGGAUCGCAGCCAGGGACCCGCCGGUAAUGGCGGACACCCGCGAUCCCCCGGAUGUCCACCAUUAACCCCUCAGAUGCCGUGAUCAAUACAGAUCACGGCAUCUGCAGCAUCGCGGUCACUUAACAGGAUGAUCGGAUCGCCCGCAGCGCUGCUGCGGCAAUCCGAUCAUCCUGCACGGCAGACGGAGGUCCCCUCACCUGCCUCCGCUGCCUUCCCGGCGUCUUCUGCUCUGAUCUGCCUUCCUGCAGACCAGAGCAGAAGAUGACCGAUAAUGCUGAUCAGUGCUAUG